Molecule: messenger RNA, 951 nt
Organism: Striga hermonthica
Lineage: Eukaryota; Viridiplantae; Streptophyta; Magnoliopsida; Lamiales; Orobanchaceae
Source: the annotation of a GenBank genome assembly
AUGGGUGAAGAAUUUCAAGGGGGAGUAUCAUUUGGAGAACCAUGGUGGAAUUUAUCCAAAAAUCUCUUCGGCCUUCCUUCCCCGUGUUCUUCCGGAGCCAACGACAUGGUGGAAUUUGAUUGGCCGAGCCACCCCAUGAAAGCUUCGGAGGAUAAUUGCUCGAACGCCUUAAUGCAAGCCGUGCCGCCACCACCGGAUUCAAGCACGAGUACUUUCGGUGGGAAUUAUCCUCUGCAGCUGCAACCACUGAACUCCAUCUCAACCUCCAAUAAUGAUUUUCCAUUGAAUAAUAUCUCACCUUCGUACAACAGCUACACCGAGUCUUUGUUGCAAACUCUUUUCGACACGGAUAAUUUCGACCCGCCCCAAAUACCCUCGCUCGAUCAUAAUCAGCAAACUAUGAAUAACUUCCCGAGUUACGAUCAAAUGAAUGUCUCUUCGCACGAUUUAAACGUGUCGAGUUUCUCAUCAACAAGAGUUACAAACACCCAUGUUAAGCGGGUAAACGAAGACCCGGGACACUCGGGUUCGGUGGGUACAAAGAAAGGCAACGACGAGGCGGCCAUGAAACGUGCAAGAAUCGUGACCCCAUCGCCAUUGCCGACGUUUAAGGUUCGAAAAGAAAAAUUGGGGGACCGAGUAACUGCUCUUCAGCAGUUGGUUUCGCCUUUCGGAAAGACUGAUACUGCAUCAGUUCUCCAUGAAGCUAUUGAAUACAUAAAGUUUCUCCAUGAUCAAGUCAGUGUAUUAAGUACUCCGUAUCUGAAAAACGGAUCUCAUCUGCAUCAACAUCGACAGGUGCCUAAUAAAGUGAAUGAUGAAGAAGAAAGGCCAAUACGAGACCUAAAAGCACGAGGCUUAUGCCUUGUGCCAAUUUCAAGCACUUUUCCAGUUACUGCAGAGGCUUCCACAGAUUUCUGGUCCCCAAUUUUUGGAGACUGCUUCAAAUAG